AUGGCAAGAACUAACAAAUGGACCGUUCACGAAUCAAAGGCUGACCCAAAGUACUUCUCAAGAAAUGGUAACUACGGUGAAGACCCAAACAAUGUGAAGAAGAAUGGCUCAGGUAAGGGCAACUGGGGUAAGCCAGGUGAUGAAAUCAACGAUUUGAUCGAUUCUGGUGAAAUCCCACCUGUCUUCAAUAAACCAAGAAGAGGCUCAAACACCCAAUCUAAUGAAAAAAAGUUAUUUAACUUGCAAAAUGUUCAUGAUUAA
Messenger RNA from Vanderwaltozyma polyspora DSM 70294, 261 nucleotides. RefSeq names its product ATPase-stabilizing factor family protein (gene STF2). The transcript has a single exon. Lineage: Eukaryota; Fungi; Ascomycota; Saccharomycetes; Saccharomycetales; Saccharomycetaceae. Bases 1 to 261 code for a protein of 86 amino acids. The record is from RefSeq and is a predicted model, not a curated record.